Tribolium madens (black flour beetle) is the source of this 851-nucleotide messenger RNA. RefSeq lists its product as uncharacterized. Lineage: Eukaryota; Metazoa; Arthropoda; Insecta; Coleoptera; Tenebrionidae. The record is from RefSeq and is a predicted model, not a curated record. Bases 191 to 715 code for a protein of 174 amino acids. The transcript is spliced from 2 exons.
CCUGACCGAAAAAAACAAAACGUUUUGUUAAAUAAGUUUACUCACUUAUGGGGGUUUUUGUGGUGAUUUGAAACUUGAGCAAAGUGUUACUUUUUUUUUUAAUUGACCUAUUAACACCUAUCCAGUUUCGGUUUUUUGUGUUUGCGGUCGCAGUCACAUCGGUUUAAAAACUAUCAAUUUGAAUUUAAAAAUGCGAAAUAUUGAGAUUAAGGCUAAAGUUAGGGAACUCGCGAGGCUAAUCGAGAGAGCAAAAGCCUUAAGUGAGACUCCUGGUGAAAUAAUAAAACAACACGACACUUUUUAUUCAGUUGUGAAAGGCCGGUUAAAGUUACGGAAAUUUGAGAGCGGAGAUGCGCAAUUGAUAUAUUACGAAAGACCGGACGUCGAAGGACCAAAAUUAUCAUCGUACGAGAAGACAUUUAUAAAUUCUGAAGGGGUCCAAGACUUACAUAAAGUGUUAGAUAAGGCUUUGGGUUCAAAUGGAAUUGUGGAAAAAGUUAGAUAUUUGUUUAUGGUGGGCCAAACUAGAGUUCAUAUUGAUUCUGUGGAGAAUUUGGGUGAUUUUAUGGAACUCGAAGUGGUUUUGAAGCCUGAACAGAGUCCUGGAGAUGGGGAGAAAAUUGCUUUGGAACUCAUGGAGGAUUUAGGGGUUGGGAAGGAAGACCUACUGUCGGGGGCAUACACGGAUUUGCUCAAACAAAAGGAGCUUCAUUAGAAAUAUAUGCCAUGAAUAAUAAAUAAAUACUUACUAAAAUCAAUUGUAUCAGUUUUUAUUAAGAUGUUUGAAAAUUCAAAAUUUAAAAGAAGUACAAUAUUCCAUUUCUGAAUAUAUGAAAAACACCAUUUACAUC